CGCCCAGUUUUCCGAUGUUCAUUGCCCGAGUUGAAAAUGGAGUUCGAUUAAAGCAGAUGUCCAACAACUUCUUCGGGAAAAUGUAACUCACUGUCUUUACCUUUUGUAUUUCAAUUUCAUAAUUGAAAUUCUUUUGUACCUUUUUCCAGUUGUGGAGGCUAUAAUUCAACGUACACUGACACAUUGACGGACCAACCAGCGCUUUUCAAGUGUUGUCCUGGACCUGAAGUUGGAGAGGGGAAUGCUCGAUAGUUAGCCACUAAUAACGUGCCAAAUGUCUGGUUUAUUGUGUACACUUUUUAUCAUCUGAACGCAUUGGAUUUCGUGUUGCCGAAGAGGAUGACGAAGAUGUGCAUUUUGUUGUGGUUGGAUUUUACUUCCAGGGAAGAUAAAAUUAAUAAUCGGUUGUCAUUCCUCCUCGCAAUUGAGUUACACAAUUAGCUAGGCUACUUGGUUUUCCGAAGAGAGCUCAUUUAUGCAUGCACCAUUGUAAGACCAUUAACUUUUAUCCAAUAUCUAGGGGUUUUAUGUGAAGGAAAAUGUUGAUAUUUGCGGUUUAUUUCCCCGCCGUCACUGCGUCCUCGAUGCUAUUGCCAGGAUUUGGAUCCCCGUGAGAAAAAAUGAGCGAAGAUUCGACAAAUCCAAAGGAUGACUGCAGCAGCACAACACAUAAGAUGGCCAACAUAUGAUCCAAUGUAUCUGGCAAUUGAAGAUCAAGGAAGAUGGUGGGAAAAGAACAUGACAGUUAUGCGCGUGUGAGAGCAGUGGUCAUGACUCGGGAUGACUCCAGCGGUGGGUGGCUGCCUCUGGGAGCCGGGGGCCUCAGCUGCGUCACCGUCUACAAAGUCAGCCGGACACCGGACAGCAACAGCAACAGCAGCACCACAGACCCAAACACCACCACCACCACAGCAGACUUCCUCAUCAAGGGGGAGCGGCUCAAAGACAAAUCGGUUGUUCUGGAGUGUAUUCUAAAGAAGGACCUGGUCUACAACAAGGUCAACCCCAUAUUCCACCAUUGGAGGAUCAACGACAAGAAGUUUGGCCUGACAUUCCAGAGUCCUGCCGACGCCAGGGCCUUCGAUAGAGGGAUCCGCAGGGCCAUCGAGGACAUCAACCAAGGCUGUCCUGUGUUUGACGACUCAGACUCUCUUGAAGAUGGAUUACAGACCCUGUGUGAGGAGCCGCCCUCCAUCUGUACGCCCAUGAAGGAGCCCUUUUCCCCCCUGAGUGUCCACAGUGUGGUGUCCACUGAACCCUGCCGGGGCUGCUACGUCCGCGCUCAGCCCUUUGACGAGUUUCCCUCCAGCAACCGCCGCUACCUGCCUCCUCAGGUCUCCUUCAAGUCUACGCGCCACGUGAGCUUUCACAUGGACGAGGAGGAGAUUGUAAGGAUCAACCCCCGUAAGGACGUUCUGAUCCGCGGUUACGAGGACUACCGCCACCCCGUCAUGUGGAAGCAGGAGGCAGAGCGAGAGGACCCUGACUUCCCUGCCCUCUUCCACAAACUGGACAGCAAGAAGUGUGAGUACCUCUUCCCCGAGGGGCCGGGAAUGGAGUCCCACUCGGCCCCUGGAAGUAUGGGCAUGGGCACAGGACUGGGGCUAGGGCUGGGUAAAGACUCAUCCAUCAAGACGCAGCCCUCGCCGCUGCUCAAGUCCAAAAAAGGGCGGCGGAGGCGGGAGGACGGUGAGCGUUCGCGCUGUAUCUACUGCCGAGAAAUGUUCAACCAUGAGGACAACCAGCGGGGCCAGUGCCAGGACGCUCCAGACCCCAUCAAGCAGUGCAUCUAUAAAGUCAGCUGCAUGCUUUGUGCCGAGAGCAUGCUGUACCACUGCAUGUCUGACUCGGAGGGAGACUUCUCGGACCCCUGCUCGUGUGACGCGGCUGACGAGCAGUUCUGCCUGCGCUGGCUGGCCCUGACGGCACUGUCCUUCAUCGCUCCCUGUAUGUGCUGCUACCUGCCACUGAGAGCCUGCCACCACUGUGGGGAGGCCUGCAGAUGCUGCGGGGGCAAGCACAAGGCCGCCGGGUGACCUGAAUGAACUCUGACCCCUCACCCGGGAUGACCUACCCACAACACAGCUAGCUGACACAGGAAAGCGGAAAAAAGCUGGGUAUUAAAAUACCGGCAACCUUGUUUUUCAUUCACCUCAGAGGGGGUGACGUUGUUGUAGACGCCUAGCUCUGGAGGUCUUUUGGAGAUGUUUGUGUCUUCCGGCGCAGAGAGCAGCGGAAGACGAACCUCGUGCUUUACGGGCUCUGAGCGUGAAGUUAAGUUCGGGAGCUGAACGCGAGGAGAAGGCGUUGAGAUUAACAGACGUGGAGAUAUUACUAAACACACACUCUUACUCACACUCGUACAUAAUAAACACAACAACCAGGCCACCAUGUCACUCUCCCUACAAGUAAUGUGUAACUUUAUGAAGGAAUAUUGUAUUUUGUACAGAGAGCAAAAACUACACAACAACAGCAAAAAACAAAACAAAACAAUUGUGCAUACAGAAAACAUACUUAGUGUUUGAGUAUGCUAAAAGGGAUAUGUUCUUGUGAAUUUGCAGUUGGGUAACAGUGGCCGUUCCUUUAUGACUCGAGCAUUAAAGUGCACUAUAAAUGUUUUACCCCCCCUUCACACAAUUCUAAUGGUACAUUAACCUUAAGACCAUUCUUAUUGAGUAAAUUAACAGUUCAAAGAUGUUGCUGUGGUGGAUGUGUACGUGUUUCCUUAUUUUUCCUAUUCAUCAAAUGUUGAACAAAAAAAGAACGUAACACCUUUUUAUAUUUUCGUGGUACAGUCUGACAUAGCUAGAUGUUAGAGUGAUUUGGACCACUUAAUUGCAUUCCAACAUAAAGGGAUCGAUUCCAUGAGCAGAAGCGAAAAUAUGGUAAUGUGUUUUGCAAUCCUCCAUCUUCCGAACAAGUCAAGAAUUAAUGUUAGCACUUCUUGACUCACCUUCCUUGAGACCAAAAUGUCACAAUUCCAGGUACUUUACCAGAUUUUCUAUUUUGAGUCCAUCACAUCUUUGCUUCAUGGUAAAACUGUUGUUUUUUAUUUAAAGCUGAAGUUUUGCUCAACCAGCAAGUUUUUCAGUUUAAUGUUGGUGAGUAAGGGGUCUUGAGUGCCCCUUUGUUGAACAAGGCACUUAAAUCAGGCUAGUUUGGGGAAAACACUUUAUUUUUUAUUUUUUUUAUUAGUCAUCAACUAGAAAUUACCAACUAAAACUCAAAUUUAGUGUGCGAAAAGCCCACCUUGAAAGCACUGGUCUCCAAGCUUUGGUUACAGCACCAUCUUCAUAUUUCAAACGUACUGGAUGUCUGUCCCCUUGUGAUUGAAGCAUUUGUAAGGAGUCAAAUGUACUGCUGUUAUUAGGUCAUUUUGCAGUUUGUCCACGGUAACUCCUAGAAUACAUAGUUUAACAUUUGCCCAGUCAUGAAUGAACAGGUGCCUCAUUUUUAAAUGUCACAAAGUGCAUUUGCCUAUAGGUAAUUAUAGCAUAUGGGUAUGAUUGUUUGUUACACACUGUAUGUGCAUAGGUCUUCAUAUGCAGUGGCAGUGAGAUGUCAAGCACAGUGAUCAUAGAAACUGAUAUGUGUUUACUCGUUGUAACAAACCUGACUUUGUUGAAGGCUGAUGGGUAGAUACAGUAUGAAGGUCCUUGUUGAAAUCCAUAUUUCACUCAGAGGAACAUAGCCACGAUAACAAACAAUAACUGUAGACAUACCCCCGGUUGUAUUAAUUCGAUACUGCAUCUUUAAAAGACAGUAUGCUAAUUCCACACAUCAGAAUGAACUGUUUUGAUAAAUCUUUCUGCCUGUGUACCUGAAUAGUUUUUGAGAACAAAGAAAUUAGUUUAUUUGAUCAUUUAGACCAGGGGUGUCAAACUCAUUCCACAGAGGGCCGAGUGUCUGCGGGUUUUUGUGUUUUCCUUUCAAUUAAGACCUAGACAACCAGGUGAGGGGAGUUCCUUACUAAUUAGUGACCUUAAUUCAUCAAUCAAGUACAAAGGUGGAGCAAAAACCCUUAGACACUCCGUGGAAUGAGUUUGACACGUGAUUUAGACAAAAUCGUUAUCAAAAGGUUUGAAAAUUGCCCUCCCCUAUUUAAAAAGCUUGUCAUUACAGCCCUGUACUGUAGCCAAUAGAUAUGCACACCAUCCCCCGGCCCGCCACUUCUUGAGAAAAGGAAGUGGCAACCCUGUCUCGUCUCCAGACUGGAUGGGGGCAGUCAACUUCUUCCAUAUCCCUCCCUUAUGCCCCAUGCGAGGCACCAACCAACACUCUUUACUUUCUAUGCAAACUAUUGACCAUGGGAAACACAUAGACCUCUCUCCACACUGAGUCCGUGACGGGACACUUUAAUAACGCUAUUUACACGUUACCCAGGUACCAAACUCCAAACACCUGUAAAUAAGUAACACUAUAUUUAAAUACCUGAUAAUAAUCCCAUUUUGUUUUUUGGAAAUGAAAAGAUAUAGCUGUAUUUAUCACUGCUGUCAGCAUAUACUGUAGCUUCAAUUGACAGCAUUAUGUACAUAGGUCACCUUUUAGUAUUAUUUCACAUUGAAAGUAGAGGGCGUUCAUGAUGGAAAUGACUAUUGAGCUUUUAAUGGAGUUUCUUUCUAGUUUUCUACGAAGGGAGGAAGGCUAGAGUGCUAACAUGGUACAGUAGUGGCAGUCCACUUAUUUAAAAAAAAGUUAUAUCUAUAUAUAUAUAAAGCUGCUAGAUACAAUCACUAAUUUUUUAUUGAGUUGAGUGAAAAGUCAGCUACGAAAGACUGUUUAAACAAUACCUAGUUCCUAUGAUAGCAUAUAACCGUGUGUGUGCGUGCGCAUUUGGUUGGUUUAUCAAUGUUUUUGUUCUCCCAUAUUGUAAUUUGGAUUGCCCUGCAUAUUGCAAGCUGAACCCAAGAUUUGAUGAACCUGAUUAAAAACUUGCUGGCUGAGAAGCAAAGUGUUGGACGUACAUUCAUACAAGUUUAUCUGAGAGAUACUGAAAUCAUCCGUUUCAUUCUGCAUUAACCAGCAUAGUGUAACUCGCUAUCAUGUACUGUAUUAUAUAUGCAACAUGUCUGUCUGCUUUAAUAUAUUUAUGUUUUACCUGUUAACUUUGCAUAAGACUUCAGUUUUUAACCACUUUGCUGCUAGUCUUUUAUACUUAUUUCAAUCUUGGAAAGUGUGCAUAUCUUUGGAUUGCUUAAAAAUGUACAUUCUUGACUUUGUGUGCGUUAAAAUAGAAAUGCCUAUAUAAACGUAUUUCUUCAGUGUAUUGUUUAAAAAGGUUUAUUUUCACAGCAGUUGAGUGGUUACUUUUCAAUUAUCCAACGCUUUGGUGCACUGAUGAUGUAUGUAUGCUUUUUUCUUAUUACAACGCUUGAUGAUGUAACGUGAUUAGUUCUAAAUAGUGGAAAACAUUUGUGUUUUGAAAAUUGCAGUAUAAAUGGUACUCUAAUUCUUCUGUAAACACUGCCUGUUUACUUUCUUUCUCAUGCAUCUUUUCUUUCAGUUUCUUAGUGCCCUUGGCUUCACAUCCUGACAACCUUGAAAAAGUGCCUCACGUCCAUCAUAGUUUCCAUCUAAAACUUAACAGCUCUUGUUCUGGUUAUAUUGGUUUAUAUAUGUCUAGGUAUUUCUAUCAUGGUUUGAAAAUUCCAAGUAUAUGAUGUAAAAUGUAUAGUUCAAUAACUCAUGUCAUAGUUGUACUUUCUUUAUACAGAUGUAACUUGUUACUUUUCAUAAAUAUAUAAUGUAAAUAUGCAUACAUAUGUUUAACUGUUUUUAUGUUACAUCAUACACUUGUAAUUUGUCAUAUCAAAUAACAUUAUCAUAAUAAAAUGGUGAGUUUUAA
This is a messenger RNA of Coregonus clupeaformis (lake whitefish), 5845 nucleotides long. RefSeq names its product sprouty-related, EVH1 domain-containing protein 1. Gene Ontology annotation, biological process: multicellular organism development; negative regulation of MAPK cascade. Bases 723 to 2036 code for a protein of 437 amino acids. Gene Ontology annotation, molecular function: protein kinase binding. The record is from RefSeq and is a predicted model, not a curated record. NCBI's taxonomy places the organism in Eukaryota, Metazoa, Chordata, Actinopteri, Salmoniformes, Salmonidae. Gene Ontology annotation, cellular component: membrane. The transcript is spliced from 7 exons.